UUUUCUUUUCUUUUUUUUUUUCUUUUUUUUCGGAUAUGAGCUUCCUCAUCCGAAGAACCUGCGGGAGAUACUCUUCUCGAGUUCGUGAUGUAUUGGCAAAAAGGUCAUUCAAAUCUGUAAAGCUCCCGGGAGAAUGCCUUGAUGACGCCACCUCCCCGUCACUCGUCCAUGGCGUUCAUGUCUUCUACUGCCCGGAUGAAGUGGGAAUUGUGGCCAAAUUAUCUGAGUGCAUAGCUUCAAGGGGUGGUAACAUUCUUAGUGCUGAUGUUUUUGUGCCUGAGAAAGAGAAUGUCUUUUACUCCAGAAGUGAGUUUCUUUUCGACCCUGCUAAAUGGCCUCGGGAGCAAAUGGAUUGGGAUUUCUUGAAGCUUUCAGAGAUGUUCAAUGCGUUUAGAUCUGUUGUUCGAGUGCCAAAUUUAGAUCCUAAAUAUAAGAUUGCAAUCCUUGCUUCAAAGCAGGACCAUUGCCUUGUUGAUUUGCUGCAUUGUUGGCAGGACAGGAAACUUCCAGUUAAUGUCACAGCUGUGAUAAGCAAUCACGAUAGAGGGCCAAACACCCAUGUUAUGCGAUUUCUUGAAAGGCAUGGAAUUCCGUACCACCAUUUGGCAACAAGUACCGAAGACAAAAGAGAAGGAGAUAUGUUGAAUUUGGUGAAGGAUACGGACUUUCUAGUUCUUGCCAGGUACAUGCAGAUACUCUCUGGGAAUUUUUUAAGAAGCUAUGGAAAGGAUGUUAUAAAUAUUCAUCAUGGCCUGUUGCCCUCUUUCAAAGGUGGGAGCCCAUCUAAGCAAGCCUUUGAUGCUGGUGUGAAAUUGAUUGGGGCAACAAGUCAUUUUGUCACAGAAGAGCUUGAUGAAGGCCCCAUCAUUGAGCAAAUGGUGGAAAGAGUCUCCCACAGGGAUAAUUUGCGGAGUUUUGUACAGAAAUCUGAGAACUUGGAAAAGCAGUGUCUUGCGAAAGCAAUACAGUCAUACUGUGAACUGCGGGUUUUGCCUUAUGAGAAAAACAGGACUGUUGUAUUUUGAGGAUGCAUAACACAUGGCAUCCUUAGCCUCUUCGAAUUUUGUGUUCCGCUCGAGAAGCUUCCGGAUUGCACACACCCAUUUCUGCUUAUGGACUUUGUUCCUGCACUUGAACUCCAGCAAGCCCUGAGAUGUUUUCACCCCGAAGUUCACUUCCACAUAUUCCCUUCCUUUUCUGAAUGGCCAUUCGUCACUCUCGUCAAUGACUUCAUAAACAAUGCCUUUGUUCUUUCUGUAAAAGGCUCCACCAAUGUGUUUACUCCUCAACUUGAUCGUAACCUGCAAACGGUUGGUUUUCUGUCAGCCUUGCAAUAUAUACAUUUGACAAGCAUUACCCAUAUAUAAUGUAUAUACAGAAACCUUAUACAGAUAGAUAUACCUCACAUGCCUUGUUGAUAUAGACAGAGACAUUUCUCCAUUGUAGCAAGCCUGAGAAUUCAAACAAUCAGGUAUUGGAUUUAUUAUAUCAACUAAAACCAAACUGGAAGCAUGAAUUUACAAGAUUUUGUGGGAUAUGGAAAACUGGGAUAUUAGGCAGAUUCACCGUAUACUACAGAUUCUAAAUUAUCAGAUGCUCUUUGUAUACAUGAGAGUCGAUAUUUUUUUAAAAACUUCGCUUUAUCACCUUUUUGAGUGAGCUGUAGUAAGUCACCCACACAGGGAAGGUCCUCUUUCUCGAUUUCACUUUGAAAAGUCGCUUGAGAAGGAGAAUAUGCUAAGACCUUAUCGUAAGGACUCACAGCUGCACCACUCCUCUUUGCUUCCUUUGCUGUCAAAGUCAAGAGAUGACUUUCUGUGUGAAUUUGCACUGCUGACCUCACAACCGAGGUCACGUGCUCCCUGUGGGCCCCGCCAGAUUCCGCCAGCUCAAUACAGUAAGAGGCCAAGAGCUUUGUUGCUGAUGCCAAUGCAGUGUUCAUUUCUGGGCUCGAGGCCUUGGAUUUAUCGGCCGAGGCAAAAAAAGAAGCCAAUGCAGCUGCAAGGCCAGCAACAGAGACGAGAGCAUGCGUGUGUGCACUCUCCAGCCGAGCUUUAUCUUUUUUUCUCAUGGCAUUUCCUUCUUUGUGAUUGAAAAAUCUCCCCAUAGCCGUCGCCCCACUGCUCGAUGUUUUCGUUACUGUUCCAGACUGCCCGAUGGUAACAAACUUUUAGUUAUUUUUUUUUUCUCCUUCCAACUUUUGAUAGAAGAAAUGAAAAAUCUCAAACGACUCUCGAUUUUGAAAAUAGUACUCGUAUUUUUCACUAAAAAUCCCACUGAAUUGUGCGUUUUUUCACAAGAAAACUGCAAAACUCACUAGAUUUUGGCGGUUGAGAAAAGUUGUCGGACGACUCUCGAUUUGAAAAUAGUACUAGUUUUUAACUAAAGAUGCGAUUUUUAGUUUUGAAAACUAAAAAUCCACAGAAUUAUGCAUGUUUCGCAAGAAAACUGUGAAACUCACUAGAUUUGGCGGUUGGGAAAAGUUUUCGGGAUUGUCGCUUUGUUGACACGCAGCAGGUAGUGUGUUCUUCGUGGCAAGAGCUUCUGAUAUUUGGUCGGCAGUGAAUGUCCAAGAUCUCGACAAGAACUCCAUGGGCUCCUUUGGAGUCUGUGGCUGAGGUAUGUGGGGUAAUGCCGCUAGCUCGACUCUCUGAUUAUCUUCGUCUCCUCCUUGAACGAGCCCAAAGUACGAAGAAAAAUGACUGCUGUCCAUACUGAUGGUGACCUUUUAUGUGAAACAAGUGUUCUGCUUGCAAGUGAGAUUGAAGGUUAGGAAUAAAUGAUGCGUGAUUGAUGACUGCUGUUAGAAAGAUGGAUUUGUGACUCUUUUUUUGAUUCAUAUAUGUGUGUGUGUGUGUGUUUAUAUAUAUGUUAGGUACAAGGGACAAAAUUCUUGAUACCUCCCCCAAUAUAUGAAAACUGUCUGUUGCUUGGAGCUUCCCAUGAAAUCAGGGAUUUAUUGCUAGGCAAACUGAUUCUAG
Messenger RNA from Striga asiatica, 2981 nucleotides. The record is from the annotation of a GenBank genome assembly. Lineage: Eukaryota; Viridiplantae; Streptophyta; Magnoliopsida; Lamiales; Orobanchaceae.